Molecule: messenger RNA, 1518 nt
Organism: Sporothrix brasiliensis 5110
Lineage: Eukaryota; Fungi; Ascomycota; Sordariomycetes; Ophiostomatales; Ophiostomataceae
Exons: 2
Coding region: 1-1518 (505 amino acids)
Biological process (GO): chitin catabolic process; carbohydrate metabolic process
Cellular component (GO): extracellular region
Molecular function (GO): chitin binding; chitinase activity
Source: RefSeq, a predicted model, not a curated record
AUGGAACAAAUUACGCGGCACGGAGAGCCCAAGGUGACCUGGGAGGAUACGGUGACUGAUCGACUGAUGCAAACAGAACCGGGACGUCUCGACGACCCUUUUAUUGACGUGGCUGUCGAAUCAGCUGCCCACACUCGCCACAGCAUCCAAGAAGAAGCAUCGCAUCGGCCAUCUACUUUCUCGCGCGGCACCAUCAUGUUUCUCAGUUUCUUUGCCGUUUUCCAGGUUCUGGCAUUGCUGGCACGCGUGGGAUCGGGCAAGGGGGUGCCGGAGCUGCGCAACGUGAUGUACCUGACGGGGCAGCAUCCAAACAUGCCGGUGCACUUGGCCGAGCAGCAGUCCAUCACGCACGUGGCGCUGGCGUUUAUGCCGUCGGGCCUGUUCAACCGCGACGACGACGACAGCGACCCGGACCGACCAGUGGAGUGGCCGCUCUUUACAACGGUCGACGCCACCCGCCGUCUGGUCAGCCCGACCACGAAAGUGCUCGUGGCCAUUGGCGGCUGGGGCGACACGGCCGGGUUCGCACAGGCGGCACGCACAGCAUCGGGCCGGCGGCGGUUCGCGCGCAAUGUGGCGGCCAUGGUAGCAGCGACGGGCGCCGACGGCGUGGACGUGGACUGGGAGUACCCCGGCGGCAACGGCGAAGACUACCGGCAGGUGCCCAACGACGAAAAAGCGUGGGAGAUUGGCGCAUACCCGCUCCUGCUCGGCGCGAUACGGGCGGCCCUGGGCCCGGACAAGUUGCUGACGGCGGCUGUCCCUGGCAAGCCGGACGACAUGCUGGCGUUUACGGCCGACACGGUCCCCGACAUUCUGGCGAGCGUCGACUUCUUGAACGUCAUGACAUACGACCUGAUGAACCGGCGCGACACGGUGGUGAAGCACCAUUCGGGUGUGGCAGACAGCCUGGCGGCCGUAGACGCGUACGUGGCGGCCGGGUGCGACGCGUCGCAGAUCAACCUGGGGCUGGCAUACUAUGUCAAGUACUACCGCACGGAGCAUGCGGCGUGCGUGGAGCAGGUACACAAGACAGGCAGCGCGGUCGGGUGCCCCACGUUGUUGAUGGAGGACCCGGACACGGGGGCCGAUUUGGGUCGCGCGGGUGCGUUCUCAUGGCACGACAAGGUGCCGGAAGACGUCAAAGACUCGUUCUCGCGGGCGCGGGCGCAUGGGCACUACACGGAAGCAGGCGGUGGCGGGUUCGGGUACUGGGACGACGAGGAGGACCUGUGGUGGUCGUUUGACACGGCCGACACGAUUGUGCAGCACAAGUUUCCACAGGUGCUGCAAUCGCGGCAGCUCGGCGGGGUGUUUGCGUGGGGGCUGGGCGAGGAUGGGCCCCAGUUCGACCGGUUUGCGGCGACAUCUCGAGCGUGGAACAAGGUGCGCAACGGCGGGUGGGAUGUCGACGUCGGUGGGAGUCCGCAAGACGCGCACGCGCGUAAGGGUAAUGACAAGAAGAGCAAGAAGCGCAACGGCAACAGCAACAGCGGCGUGACUCGCGACGAGCUGUAG